Molecule: messenger RNA, 6109 nt
Organism: Petromyzon marinus (sea lamprey)
Lineage: Eukaryota; Metazoa; Chordata; Hyperoartia; Petromyzontiformes; Petromyzontidae
Product: cytoplasmic phosphatidylinositol transfer protein 1-like
Biological process (GO): phospholipid transport
Cellular component (GO): cytoplasm
Molecular function (GO): phosphatidylinositol binding; phosphatidylinositol transfer activity
Source: RefSeq, a predicted model, not a curated record
CGAGAGAGAGAGCGAGAGAGAGAGAGCGGUGGGGGAAGAGAGGCCGGACACGGGCAGGGCAGGCGGAGCAACUUGCGUUUCUCUCCCCCCCUCCUCCUCAUUCUCUUCCUCCUCCGUCGCUCUGCGCACAUCACGCCUCGUCUCCUCUCCUCUGUCUUCUGUUUCCACACGAGUCUGCGCCGCAACUUCGUGUGCAGCAACAACAACAGCCAAAAAAAGUGCCGAUUUAAAGCAAGCCGGUCCAGUGCAGUGGCUAAAAGGGGACCCGUAUGUGGGUUGGUUUAACGAGGAAGUCUGCAGGGCUCGAAUGUUUUCACGAUGCGAAGUCUUAGCAGCUCCUUGAGCCGAGCGCAGCGCGCGUAGUCGUAGCUGGUAGUGACAGUGGUGAUUCCAGUGGGGCUCCGUUUCGUGUCGUUUGGUUGCACGCGUUAUUUCCGCUCAGCUAUGCCGAAAUAGUUUGAAGCGACUUCUUCUCGGCUCGGCCGUAGGGAGGGAGACGCGUCCCGGUGUCCACGUGCGGUGUCGUGUGGUGCGGUGCGCAUACAGUGCACGCACCGCGCUACUUAGGCGCGCAAUACGCCCGGCGCCGGAUUAAUUGAUAGAAAGAACCAUUCCCUGCAGCCUGGGGUGGUCGGAGAGGCGGUUCAAUUGCUCGCCACGUCUCAGAUUUAAAGCAACAGAAACAUCAUCGGUAAAGCGGGCAGCAUAAGCGGCGGUCUUCGCCACGUACGCCGAUUGACGCGUGCGGUUACUCCUCACUGUGACUCCGUAACCCAAACAAACCCUCUCCCCCCCCCCCCACCACCAAUGCCAUCGCGGGCUCUCAUCAGCCCACCAACAGCUCGCGUCACCGGUGGCUUGGUGAUGAUGAUGAUCAGUCUGACAAGGAUGGUGGUGAUGAGUGCGGCAUGAAUUCGACCUCGUUCGCUUGCCUCAAUCAGCAUUAUUCUUUGUUUGAACAAAAAGAAGCUCACCGAGGAGGGUUCGUCUGACAGCGUAGAGGAGGAUUGUGCUUGUAAGGGAAGAGAGUGUGGCUGUUGUGUGUGUGCCUGGUUAGCCCACGCAUAGCAUAGGGGUAUAGCAUAGGCGCACAGCCGAGUGCACAAAGGGCUGCGUGGUCUUAGGGAUUCUCCAACCGCCGUGUCACCAUCAUCUGCUACACGUUGGUGUCAAGAGGACUUUAAACAUGUUGGUGAAAGAAUACCGGAUCUGCAUGCCGCUCACUGUGGACGAGUACCGCAUCGGGCAGCUCUACAUGAUCAGCAAGCACAGCCACGAGCAGAGCGAGAAGGGCGAGGGCGUGGAGGUGGUGCACAACAAGCCCUAUGAAGACCCGGUGCACGGCACGGGCCAGUACACGGAGAAGCGCGUUCACCUGUCCAGCAAAUUGCCGAGCUGGGCCCAGGCGGUUGUGCCCAGGAUAUUCUACGUGACGGAGAAGGCAUGGAACUACUACCCGUACACCAUCACAGAGUACACGUGCUCGUUCCUGCCCAAGUUCUCCAUCUACAUCGAGACCAAGUACGAGGACAACAACGGCUGCAAUGACCACGUGUUCGACAGCGAGACAAAUAACGUGGAGAGAGAAACUUGCAAGGUGGACAUUGCGUACGAUGAACUUCCGGAGCGCUACUACAAGGAAUCUGAGGAUGUGAGGCAGUUCAAGUCUCUGAAGACGGGACGGGGCCCCCUGGCCGAGGGCUGGAGGGACACACUGGGGCCCAUCAUGUGCUCCUACAAGCUCGUCACCGUCAAGUUCGAGGUGUGGGGCCUGCAGACGCGCGUGGAGCAGUUCGUGCACAAGCAGGUGGUGCGGGAUGUGCUGAUGGUGGGGCACAGGCAGGCGUUUGCCUGGAUCGACGAGUGGUACGAUAUGAGCAUGGAGGACGUGCGGGAGUACGAGAGGACCACCCAGGCGGCCACCAACCGGAAGAUCGGCAUCGUGCCUCCGGCCAUCUCCAUCUGCGACGCGAGCGCCGGCUCUUCCAGCAGCGGCCGGGGGGGCGGGCCCUCCAGUGCCCCCACCACUCCGCUCACGCUGGACGCUCCCGACUUCCUCGGCCUGCCUCGCGACCGUCCCCGGAAAAGCUCCGCUCCGGAAACCCUCACCUUGCCCCAGCUCCGCGAGAAAAACACCUAGCGGGUGGACACGAGACGCCCGCUGGCUUUUUCCCCUCUCUCUCUCUUCUCCUCCUCCUGUUCCAGGCGAACACCUCGGCGAGCCGCGGAGCCGUCGCGGUGUUUUUAUUUUUUUUGGCUCUUCGUCAUUUUUUUUUAUUUUUAAAAUUUCCGUCAUCCCCUUCCCCCGCUCGAUGCUAUUUCUGCUUUGUGCUGCAAUCGCUAUUGAGGCAUGCUCCUCCGCAAGGGAGACGGGUAGCACCCGGCCCCGUUGUCCCCUUUACACAUUCUCCCCACUUCCCCCUCGCUCACCUACUUCCGUAGCCAAGAGCGGGAGGUCGAACGUUCGAAACGGUACGUUGCGAGGAGAGCUGUGCGGGCGCCCCUAGGGAGCGCCGUCUUGCUCGCCCGUGAGAGACCGGGGCUCAUGUGAGGUUUCGGGACUUUGUAGCAAAGCACGAAAGGUAGCGUUUAAGAUAGGCAUUGAGGGAAACGGAGUGCCGGUGGUCUAUCGACGGAAAACGUUGGUUGGUGCAUGCAUGAGAAGAACAGGUAGUGUAGUUUGUUGAAAGCCUAGUUAAGGCUUUUGGACUAGAUUCGUCAUUUUACACUGGUUUGGUCUAGUACUUUCUAAUCGUGGCCAAGUAACCAAAACCAUUUUGAAUAAUCCUCAAGUGGAGGCUGAGUAUUGUCUUGAUUGACAAAGAGAAACUAAAGCUUACGUGCAUAAUGCAAGCGUUCUAAGUGUUUUGUACAUUGUUGAGUGGCAUCCCAAGUGUCCAUACUGAGUCAUUGUUUCCUUCACGUAAAAAAAAAACCCUUGUGUUUUAAGAGCUCCUCGUCCACUUGUUUUCACGCUUCUUGUGCUCAUUGGAAAACAGCACGGGCCCAAUAUCGGCCACUUGAAGGCCACCGCGAGAGAGUUUAUUAUUUUUUGGAGGACCGCAUCACAAAGGGACAUUGCUGCUUAGGCAUUGAUAACAAAUCCACCCCCCCCCCCCCCGCGAUGCCCUGUUGCCCGCAUAUUGCGCUGCCGCUGGCGGACGCCACAAUCGCUGUGUCCGGGGUAAGCGGCGAGGUGGCCCUGUUGAAUAAACUGCAAGCCAAUUCAGGACAAAAAAAAAAUCCGUGUUAAAUAUUACAAAACACGCGUGCGUGCGUGCUUCGCGUCGCAUGUGGCGUGUUAAUCUUUUUUUGCGGAAACGACCAGCAGGGAAAAUUGUACCCCACAGAAAUGUUGCCCUGAUUGAUUCUGCGGCUCGGAUGAUGGACAAGGGAACGGGUGAAGCGAGGAGCGUUUUUUUUUUUUUGUCGAAGAAUUGUAAUUCAUCGGCAGCCUCCCGUGGACCGCUGACCUUUUCUGGAAUAUUGCGAGUGGUGGCCGAUGGGCGUGCUCUAACUGCAAGCCACGGUACAGUGGGUGCCUGCAAAAUCCACAUGAUUGGUGUCCAAAACAGCCAUAAACUUCCCCCAUUAUUAUUGCCCUCUCCUGCCAUGGAUCCACUCAAAAUAUAAUUCUCAUUUAAUUUGGCUCCAGUUGCCAAUGAUGGGUCUCCCAAGGUGGAUGAUUAACCUUGAAAUGAGUGCCCGUGACAGGCAUGCUUUGGUAGCUCGCUCCGGGCCUUUUGCGCUUUGGCGCAGCCUGCAUUUACGCGUUCAACAAAUCUCUCACUUGUAAAUUUGAUAACAAGCGUUGAUUGCAAAUGUCCACCGAUUGGCUGACUGUUGAAAGAGAAAAAAAAAUAGGGACUCUGCUCUGGCCCUUGAGGUAUGACAACAACGAUCAAUUUGUGACUCAUUUUAAAGACGAAUUACAGUGAAGCGUGCCAUCUGUAAUGUGCUUGAUUAUUUGCUUAGUGAAGCGAGUUUGCUCAUUUAGUAGACACGUGUUGGUUUAAAUACACAGUGCACCACCUACAAAAUAAACCUAUCGCUGUGGGGGAAAGUGCUAGUUUGCGAGCACCUAUUAAGGCCACAAUUGCCAACAUUCUGGCACAUUUCUCUCCAAUGUAUACACCGCGUAGGAAAUAACAUACAUUUUGGUGAAUGGGGCCGAACAAAAAAUAGGACUAACGAGGCUAAAUGAAGGCAACAUAAACGAGGCAAUAUAAAACAAUAGAUUAUUUCAUUGCAUCACGGCCCACGAACAUGGCAAUUCGUCGAUUGCCACGGGAGUAAAUCAUUUUAAAAGGAAGCAGCGUGCGAUGGCAUCACCACCGCCGUUGAGUGACACCAGUUGUAGAGUAUACCCAUUUCCUACUUCGCGACACUCACGUGGGUAUAUGCAACAUCUACGUGUUUGCUGGACGCGCAGUCACAUUUUGUGGCGAUUACAAUGUGGCAAAACUUUACGGCAAGGCCGUGGGUUUCGGGGGCCCAUCAAUCAUUGCUCUUAUGAAAAUUCCGACUUGAAACGACGCGCCCACGAAGUUGGAUCGUUGCUUCCGUGGUGGCUUUGCACCCCGUGGCCUGGUUGGACUGGCUCAACCAGUAAGCGAGUCAGCCGUUCUCUCCGAUUGCUCGUGCACGGUCAGUGGAGUAACCGUGCGUGUGCGUGCGUGUGUGUCUGUGCGCGUGUGUGUGUGUCUGUGCGCGCGUGUGUGUGUCUGUGCGUGUGCGCGUGUGUGUGUGUCUGCGCACGUGUGUGUGUGUCUGUGCGCGUGUGUGUGUGUCUGUGCGUGUGCACGGAUAAACGCGAGGGGCGGUCGAAAAGUUUUGGAAGACAGGACGGGAGGAGGUGUAAUGAUAAAUAACUCACGCGUAUUAUUAUAAUUGAACCUCGCGGUUCAACCUCGCGGUUCAAUUAUCCAAUAGAACAAAGGCUGGCGUGAAUAUGUCCCGUCGUGAAUUCGUUUAUUUUUUAAAAGUUGAAUAAGAGCAUAAUAAAACAUAAAAAAAUAGGGUGUCAAUACAAGAUUAAUGUUGGUUUGGCAAGACCUUUAGUUUCGUGUUGCAAAAAACACUUUUCGACCACUCGUGGGCAUGUGUAUGCACGUGGACUGUAUACACACACUCACUCUGACCUCAGCUCAUUCGCUAACAUUUACCGUGUGUAUAGUGGUGCAGGAUGUUAUUUUAUGUAAAUGCACAGCGGAGUAUCACGUGUUAAGGUGAAAAUCCAUGGUCUAGCCACUGCUAGAUGACAUCCUGACCAAGCCGUAACCAUAUCUCGCAAUGUAACAGUCCAUUUGUCUCCCACGCACGGGGUAAUUUCACCGCUCCAUCUCUGCAGUCUGCAGGUGGCCUGCCUGGCGUUUCCUUUUGACUGCCUCUCCGUCAUUCUAAAUGUAAAAAUCUGACAUUGCACAAAAUGCAGCGAUUGCAUGAAUAACGCACAACACGAUGAUAAUAAUAAUACUGGCGUGGUGAUCAAUACAGUAACUUAAAUGACAUUGACAUUAUACAUCGUAUCUCAAUGAAAACGUGUGCAGAUUCAUUCUAUUAAACGGAGGUCGGAGUUGUGUUAAAAUCGCACAGUCUUAGAGGAUGCGAUAUCUCCAUGGAAAUUUCAAAACGCGGCUCAAAGACCCAUCGAUCAGUCAGUACCGGAUGCAUUGAGCUAAAUGAUCAUGACCUCUCUGGGUUGGAAAUGGGAUUUGGCAAUUCAACCAUAAAGUAGAGUGCAAUGUCUUGUUCUAGUUGAUGUAAUUUUGGAUUGAACCCCAUGGGAUUUCCCCUGGGAUUUAAAUAUCGCUGGUGGCGCCCCAUAUAGUACGACUGUUCCAACUCCCUUAAACAGUCUGGCACAACUCGCGUUACUUCGCGAGGCCACGAAUCUUGGCUCCCACUUUUGAUUAGCAAAACAAGCAAGUACCUGCGCUUUCCCCUGGUGCACCGUGUGAGGACGCGGUCAAUAAAGCGAAUGGAAUGAUUGAUGGUGCUCCACUCGCUUCCUUCCCCGUCCGAUGCAUUUGGCCCUCCGUACAGCACACGCGGGCGGAGGCAAGUUGCGCAGCCACAAAAUUUGCUAAUUAAAGCUCAGCUUAAUUAC